GACAUGUGUAAUUGAAGAUAAACAAAAAAACGCAAAUUUUAAUGAAACCCAAUAUCAAGUUUGUUUUUUAAUAUUUGUAAACCUUUAAAUACUUGUGAUUGUUAGAUUUCUUGUGCUUACCCGAUUACGGUUACUUUGCAAUGUGCUCAUCUUCGUACUUAUCAAAGUGCAUAAUAUGAUCGACGAUAGAGUGCUUCGCACCAGUGAAAAACUGUUGGAUCAUCACUGCAGCGAAAACACUAGUCAAGACAUAAAUUACAAUAAAAAGAAAGGAAACUAAUCGCGCAGAUAGGUGCGGCGGCGAUGAUAACAACAAAAUAUUUUUUCCUCCUUAUAUUGAUCGCAGCUGGUUUGGUUUUUAUUGUCCUGUUCCACUGGUUUGCAUCAAACUAUAGUACCGAGGAACGAAAGGCUGUCCAUUAUGAGUCAGUCAAUACCGAUAGACUGAUGAUGCAGACUAAUGCUCGUCACUGGCAAACGAUGAGUCAUCGGGAUGAUCCGUCUAUGAAAACGGUUAAUUUCGACGAGCAGUUGGUUAUCAUUUACAAUCGUGUUCCAAAAACUGGCAGUACCAGUUUCGUAAACCUUACGUACGAUCUUUGCCGGAAGAAUGCAUUCCACGUGCUACACAUCAAUAUCACCGCCAAUAUGCAUGUAAUGUCGCUACCGAACCAAAUUCGAUUCGUGCGGAACGUAACGGCUUGGGAAGCAAUGAAACCAGCUUUCUAUCACGGCCAUCUAGCUUAUUUAGAUUUUUCCAAGGUUGGAGUUCCGACAGCAAAGCCGCUGUACAUAAAUCUGGUUCGAAAACCAUUGGAUCGAUUGGUUUCAUAUUACUACUUUCUCCGCUAUGGAGACGACUACCGGCCUCAUCUGGUGCGCCAUCGAGCUGGCGACACCAUGACUUUCGACGAAUGUGUGACCCGACGGAAACCUGAUUGUGACCCGGUCAAUAUGUGGCUCCAAAUACCGUUCUUUUGUGGGCAUGCUGCAGAAUGCUGGAAACCGGGAAGCACUUGGGCCUUAGAAGAAGCCAAGAAAAAUUUAGUUAACGAGUACUUUCUCGUUGGGGUAACUGAAGAAAUGGAUGGGUUUGUGGAACUGCUGGAGCUUGCAUUACCAAGAUUUUUCAGAGGUGCUUCUGAUUAUUUCCUCAAGUCUAACAAGUCGCAUUUGCGCAAAACAAAGUCCAAAGUUGACCCUUUGCCGGAAACUGUCGCCAAUAUACAGCAGUCCAAUAUUUGGCAAAUGGAGAACGAGCUGUACGAGUUUGCACUGGAGCAGUUCCAUUUCGCUCAGCUGAAGUUGCACACGCCAGGCAAGAGCAUUAUGCAAGAUUUCUUCUACGAGAAGAUUAAACCAAAUCAAAACGUCGCUGGAAGAACAUAGUCACCGCUCUUUGGGGGCGUAACAGUGGGUUUCAUGAUUUUCUAAAUCUCAAAAACGGAACAUAAGGAUAUUGAAAUUGAAUGUGGGUUAGUAAGCUAAUACUGUUGAUUAAUUGUAACUAUCUUCAUUAAAAAAUGGGAUGAAAGACGUAUUUGGGUUCAAAAUGAAGCUACCAAAUGAGUGGUUAAAAUGUAUGUGAUUAAUAGUAGAAUGAUUUGAUGUUAGGUUUAGUAAGCAGACAAAAAACAAAUAUCUUUUAGUGUUUUGUGAAAUAGUACCUUCAGUUUACCUCAUAGUAGCCUUUUACGUUCAUUCCACAUCACGUUGACUGGAUGGUUUAUUGAAAAUUGUCCGUUUAUGUGCAGCAGCCAGCACGGUUCUAACUAAGGCUAAUUUGAAUAAAAGACACUUUUUAUGACCGAUAA
Messenger RNA from Topomyia yanbarensis, 1814 nucleotides. RefSeq names its product heparin sulfate O-sulfotransferase (gene Hs2st). Gene Ontology annotation, cellular component: membrane. The record is from RefSeq and is a predicted model, not a curated record. The transcript has 3 exons. Lineage: Eukaryota; Metazoa; Arthropoda; Insecta; Diptera; Culicidae. Gene Ontology annotation, molecular function: heparan sulfate 2-sulfotransferase activity. Bases 304 to 1389 code for a protein of 361 amino acids.